GCUUGGUGCAUAAAAGAAUUAACAAACCAGGAUGUACUUGGAGACUGGCUGGUGAGGUAAGACCUAUCAACACAUAGUUAGCUCAUUAGAGGAAUUAACAAACCAGGAUGUACUUGGAGACUGGCUGGUGAGAACCAUGCUGCUCUUUCUUCACCAGUUGCCCAGAGUGGUGGAGCAGCUAACAAACCUGUAACUUGAGACGACUUAUGUCACGGUGACAAACACAAACACGGGAGUUCUUACCGCAAACACUGAUGAUAUUAGGGACUCAACGGAAACAUGAGGUUGACUUCUAACAUCUGCCUGGCUUUGCUAUGCUUUUCGGCGUUGAUAAAUUGGUCGCAUGUACAAGCUGCAGAAUGCCCCGAUCGCUUGGAUAUGAUUUUUGUUCUUGACGCGUCACAAAGCGUGGGAUUCCAGGACUGGGAGAAGCUGAAAAAAACUGUACAGGAUUUCAUCACCCAAACCAGCACCACUGCGAGUGAAGCCCGGUUUGGUGUGAUCGUCUACAGCACAAGCGUGGCGCCAGAUGGGAAAAUAGAACUCGCAAAGGGCACGGCAAUACUAAACAGAGUCAAGUUCCUGAGAUACCCAGCACAGGGCACAUACACCCAUUUAGGUAUCGACGAGGCAAGGGAGAUGUUCGCCAGGACAAAAAUCAAUGGCAUCCCACAGUUAAUGGUUGUCAUCACAGACGGUCUGUCAUUUGACCAGACGAAAACAGCUUCUGCAGCAGACACAGCCAGAAGAGCAGGAAUCGAAAUCUACGCUGUGGGUAUUGUCACUGCUGGCUCGCCUCUUAGCAAAAGAAGGUUUACUCGAGAACUGUUGGCUAUUGGUUUGACGAAAAAUAACACAGUGGAGUUAGUAGACUUCAACAGCCUCACCACGUCGCUUCUCUUGCAAUUGACUCCAGUUUGCGUGGGUGGUGCAGUGAACGGACAGUGGUCAGCCUGGGUUAGAUCGAAUGUUGGCUUCUGUCAAUCAAACUGUCAGAGAUCCGUGUCCUUGACAAGAACUUGUACAAACCCCGCCCCCUCAGGAGGCGGACAGCAGUGUAGUGGAGUCACUAGUGACACCAUUACAGAAUCCUGUUCAGGAGACAACUGUCGUACAGUGAAUGGACAGUGGUCAGCCUGGACUAGGACGACUGUUGGCUUCUGUGAAUCAGCCUGUAAAAGAACUGUGACCUUGACAAGAUCUUGCACAAACCCCGCCCCGUCAGGAGGCGGACAACAGUGUAGUGGAGCCAGCACUGACACCAUCAGAGAAGAUUGUACAGGAGGUUCGUGUCGUACAGUGGAUGGACAAUGGUCAGCCUGGGUUAGAUCGAAUGUUGGCUUCUGUCAGACGGAGUGUCAGAGAACUGUGUCCCUGACAAGAACGUGUACAAAUCCUGCCCCCUCAGGAGGAGGGAGGGACUGUAGUGGACCCAGCAAUGGUACUAUCAGAGAAGCCUGCACUGGCGGAAGCUGCGGUCCAGCAGUGAAUGGACAGUGGUCAGCAUGGUUCAGACAGAGGGUUGACUUCUGUCAAUCAGAUUGUAAGAGAACCGUGUCCCUGACAAGAACUUGUACAAACCCCGCCCCCUCAGGAGGAGGGCUACAGUGUAGUGGAGCCAGUAGCGACACCAUCAGUGAAGAUUGUACAGGAGGCAACUGUCUUAGAGUGAAUGGACAGUGGUCAGCAUGGUUCAGACAGAGGGUUGACUUCUGUCAAUCAAACUGUAAGAGAACCGUGUCCCUGACAAGAACUUGUACAAAUCCCGCCCCCUCAGGAGGAGGGCUACAAUGUAGUGGAGCCGGUAGCGACACCAUCAGUGAAGAUUGUACAGGAGGCAACUGUCGUGGAGUGGAUGGACAGUGGUUAGCAUGGUUCAGACAGAGGGUUGACUUCUGUCAAUCAAACUGUAAGAGAACCGUGUCCCUGACAAGAACUUGUACAAAUCCCGCCCCCUCAGGAGGAGGGCUACAAUGUAGUGGAGCCAGUAACGACACCAUCAGUGAAGAUUGUACAGGAGGUAACUGCCUUACAGUGAAAGGACAGUGGUCAGCAUGGACGAGUCAGACUGUUGGCUUUUGUCAAUCAAAUUGUAAGAGAACUGUGUCCUUGACAAGAACUUGUUCAAACCCCGCCCCCUCAGGAGGAGGGCUACAGUGUAGUGGACCCACAAUUAACUACAUCACAGAAGAUUGUACAGGAGGCGCCUGUAGUAGAGCUCUUCCACGAAAAACUACUGAUACGCUCAUAUAUGUUUUGGCAGCUACUACGGGGAUAUUUUUUCUGCUAUUUGUGAUGUCAUUUAUAGCCAUCAUUAGACUCGUUCUUAGAAAGCGAAAAGAAGUGACCGAGUCGAGUGUAGAAUUCUCCACUGUGUCCAGUUCAGUUGAUGUUUACGACGGUAGACAAUUUGACGGUUCUCAGGGUGAACUACCUAUUGAUUCGUCUCUGAUGCAACCAGCACCUCCAGGAGAGAGUCUCAAUCAGAAUGCACCACAAUUGGCAGAAAACAACCAACGGGAGACAAACACGUAUGAGACGUUGGAUGUAUCCGAUGUUGGCGAGCGAUCUCAAUAUGACAAAAUAAAUGUGUAAAUACGAGACGGAGGCUGGGGUUGCAACCCCCCCCCCCCCCCCCCCCCCCCCCUCCUCGCCUUCCCCGCAGUGCUGGAGCAAAUCUUUGAAUUCGGGCAAAAAUUAUAGAAAUAUUCGAGUAAAGUCAACUGGCCUAAAACAAUUUCACCAUGUAUUUGCAUCAUUAUACCCACAAUAUUAGUUGUAAUGCAUGUAAAAAAAAUGUGUAACGAUUCGUUCGCUUUGUGUGUAUGAAUGAAUGUUGUUACAAGAUUCGGGCAUGUUUAUUUAAUUCCGGCAACAAUCAGCCUCUCCAACACCCCCCCCCCCCCCCCCCGCCCCGCCCUCCGCCUAUGCAUUAAUGUUCUUGUAGUUACAUCGUUCAAGAACAUUCACUACAUUGUCGAUUUUAGUUGCCAUUAUGGCUUUCUUUGACUAAUUUGAUUUGAAUUUUCUGUUUGUAUUUAUGAUUGUUUAGUUUAGUAGUACAUACAAGAUUGAAAAUCAUCUGUUAAAGAACAAUGAGUAUAGUAAUAACUGGCAGCAUGUUUCUUUUUGAACGAAAAAUAAAACAUUGUUUUUGAAAAUUAUACGUAACACAAACACCGCCUCAUCCCAUAGCCAGGCACGUGUACAGUAAAUUACAUUGGUGUUUGUGAUGAGCGAAGUUUCUAGGUGUUUUCGUCAUGCUAUCCAGGAAAUAUAGUUUUAAAAAUAAAAUUCGCUUGUGUCCACAACUCUUUACAUAAUUGUUGAACGGCUCCUUUAUCACGUGAUAACAUUCUCUGGAUAUGGAACAAUGCUUCUUUUAGGAGAUAACCAUAUGGAGUUUUUAGAUUUGCGGGUGUUAUUGUCUAUUUGAUCCCGCAAAUGUCAUUUUUGACCGAAGGCGUUAGCCUGAGGUCAAAAAUGAAACAUUUGCGGGAUCAAAUAGACAAUAACACCCGCAAAUCUAAAAACUCCAUAUGGUUAUGUCCAUUGUAAACUGAAACGUUUUUUACAUAGAACUAUAUAAUUGUUCGGCAUAAUAACAUUCACUGACGUCGUUAAACGGCUUUUUCAGUUGCUAUGCAAUGCAUGCGAUCCGUGAAAUUCACUUUCUUUAAUCUGCUUAAUUGACAUCCAUUUUUUAAAUGCUUACUGAAAUGGGAAGAAAUUAACAUUUACAAUGUCAAUGAAAUAUAUCCUAUUUCGUGAAAAAAAAUGCAACCGUUGACGUUUGAACAGUUAACUUGCAACAACUGUACCGCUUUCCAAUGACGUCACUGGUUGCUGAUGCGAAAUGAAUUCGUCCAUAGGGGUUUAACUGUAUUAUCUAGUGCUUUAAAACAAACAACAAACAUUGUUUUUUUUACAUAUGUCAAAGUUAUUUAAUCAAAUCAGCAGAGUGUCAAUACAUUUUUAAUUGGUGAACGUAUUUUUGGUGUUUUGUUGAAACCAAUUUUAACAAUUUUAUACGAACAAAAAUUAAUACCCUACUGUAAUGGUAAUGGGACAGUCUUGACCUACUGAAAGUAAUUAUUUAUUGUGACAGUCGAGUUUUGCAUGUUGAAAAGACCACGUGUUACAUUUUCUGCAGCACGAUCAAAUUCGAAAUUAUGUACAUUUCUGUUUGGAUUUGGUCUGUUGCCAUAUGGAGUAAGAACACCCCUUUCACCUUGCAAGAUUUCAAUAUCUUGACACCCCAUAUUGUAUUCCGUCCUGUGGCUUUUGACAAAGAAUCCCCAAUUAUCUUUUUUAGGUGUUCUUUAUCCACCUUGACAAAUCGCUGGUUCUUGGUGUCUGUUGCAACUUGUUGAGCAAGUUGAUCAAGGUCAUCCAGACCGCUGUUGCCAUUAGCGCUUGUCGAGGACGUUGCACUUGCUUCAGUUGUAUCAUCAAGAACUGAAAUAGAGAGAGGAUGCCUAUUCAGAAGAUAGUUAACCCAUCAUUUUCCAUCUCAAAAGAAAUUUAAAUUUUGAAGAAGAAAAUAAUGAAAUUGGAAAUCAACUGACUUAUUUUUAAAAUGUCACAAAAUUAUAUAUCAACAAAACUUGGAAUUUAAAUGACUCACACAAAAUUAUAUCUAAGUAAACCUUGUAUUUAAAUUACUUACCAUCAUCUUUCAUCAACAUAUCUAUCAGAACUUCAUUUGUCUGCCAAUUUGUAUCGUCGUCAAAUAGGUUAAAAUUUGGCGUAUCCAUUUGAAGAGGUGAUCCACUUCGGUUGUCUGCCAUUUUGUUGUUUGAAAUAGUAACAAUGUAUUCAUGAGCAGUGAUUAACUUACUAAUUUGAGGGUAUCGAAUGCCAUUCGACAAUGUUUAUUAGCCAAUCAUAUUACAGAACAUACUUACCAUCAGUUUACAAUUUAUAUUAUACCGUUAAAAUAUUACUAGUUUGACCUUUUGCCAGUUUAAGAAUAGGCGUGAACAGAUGUUGACAAAUCACAACUCAUUUGCACAUGAGAAGUGGAAUUUCAAACGUGUGUAUUCUCAGUUACCACACAUUUUUGUCAGUGGGAAAACAACCUAAGCAUGAUACAAUUAAUGUUACUAUCGUUAUUGUUGUUGUUGUUAUUGUUGUUGAUCUAUAGUCCAUCACAUUCUCAUAUAAAAAAUGUUUUGUAAAUAAUUUUAGUUUGGUAAGAAGAAAAGUAAAAGUGUUUUGAAAAUAACAAACAUAAAAACUUCACUAUUUUUUGUGUGCAAUUUAGAAAUCAAUAGCCUCAGAAAUAAAGAACUUGUAAUAAAUUCCAUAGUAUUAAAAAAAGGGCGAGCCGUGGGGCAAGGACUAUAAUUAUAUUAUUUUAUUUUGUUUUAUAAUGUGUUAUGUGUCGAACAAGCCUAGUUAGAAUAGAUUGUGAUAUAUUUUAUGUUAACAUUGUACAGUUUUAUGUAUAUUUUGAUAGUAUUCCAACCUGUAAGUUACUUUUAAACUGUUUUGUUAUAAAUGCUUGAAUCGGUCCAAAUAA
Molecule: messenger RNA, 5524 nt
Organism: Gigantopelta aegis
Lineage: Eukaryota; Metazoa; Mollusca; Gastropoda; Neomphalida; Peltospiridae
Product: coadhesin-like
Exons: 13
Coding region: 280-2595 (771 amino acids)
Source: RefSeq, a predicted model, not a curated record